Molecule: messenger RNA, 2231 nt
Organism: Erinaceus europaeus (western European hedgehog)
Lineage: Eukaryota; Metazoa; Chordata; Mammalia; Eulipotyphla; Erinaceidae
Gene: LAMP5
Product: lysosomal associated membrane protein family member 5
Exons: 9
Coding region: 1-1518 (505 amino acids)
Cellular component (GO): membrane
Source: RefSeq, a predicted model, not a curated record
AUGGGUGUGCCUCCAGGAAGUCACCAGGGAACAACUGUGCAGAGAGAGGAUUCUGCCCAAGCUUUCAGCCCCUCCGGCAGCAGCAGGGCAUAUCGAAAUCCUAACCGCACAGCGCUGGGCCUGCUGCAGCCCGAGCACCUAGCUACCGGGUCAGUGGAGCCAGGAGUUGUCUCUCCACCGAGAUCCACGCUUAGAGUCGAUCGUAAUUAUACUCCAACACAAAAGGUCCAGCAGUUUGGUCAGCUGUCGAAAGCGCUGUGGUCUACCUUCCUAGGCUGUGGAGCUGAUGUAGUUGCAGAACAGGAAACAGACUCUGGGAGAAUUUUAGCCUCCACCCCACUACCACCCCCCAAACUCCCCCUCAUUGGCCCUUUACACAGUCCAAAUCACAAUUGCUCUAGCAACGCUACCAGUUUCUUCCAGCACUCUCAGUGGACAGUUCCCCAGUCACCCAAGGCGGCUCAUCGGCAGAGGGCAGAAUCCAGUUCCGCCUCUGACUGUGGCAUCAGAAACCUACUCCUCGUCAAAGCUCAGAGAACGCACCCUGUCUCCCUCCUCCCUCUCCGCGCCCCCGCCCCUCGCUCACCCCGGCUCACUCCAGCGGCGACUUUGAGGGAUUCCCUCCUCGGCAAUCUCUGCAGCAGCACAGUUGGUCUUAUUUGUUGCACGGUGAACCUGGAUCUCCAAGAAAGAACCCUUUUCAGCAUGUAUAGACUUCGAGUUCUCCUAGUGCUGUUCCAUACAAUGGCUGGAAUCCUGACAGAACAAGAAGUGGAAAAUCUCUCAGGCCUUUCCACUAACCCUGAAAAAGAUAUAUUUGUAGUGCGGGAAAAUGGGACGACGUGUCUCAUGGCAGAGUUUGCAGCCAAAUUUAUUGUCCCUUAUGAUGUAUCGGCCAGCAAUUAUGUGGAUCUGAUCACGGAACAGGCUGACAUUUCACUGACCCGAGGAGCUGAGGUGAAGGGCCGCUGUGGCCACAAUGAGUCGGAGCUGCAGGUGUUCUGGGUGAAUCGUGCCUACAUGCUCAAAAUGCUGUUUGUAAAGGAAAGUCAGAACACGUCCAAGGGACCUGAGGGGACAUGGAGGCUGAGCAAAGUCCACUUUGUCUAUGACUCCUCAGAAAAAACACAUUUUAAAGCCGCAGUCAAUGCUGGAAAGCACACUGCCAAUUCCCACCACCUCUCUGCCUUGGUCACCCCAGCUGGGAAGUCCUAUGAGUGUCAAGCACAGCAAACCAUUUCACUGGCCUCCAGUGAUCAACAGAAGACAGUCACCAUGAUUCUGUCUUCAGUUCAUAUCCAGCCCUUUGACAUCAUCUCUGACUUUGUCUUCAGUGAAGAGCAUAAAUGCCCAGUGGAUGAGCAGGAGCAGUUGGAGGAAACAUUGCCUCUGAUUUUGGGGCUCAUUUUGGGUCUUGUCAUUGUGGUGACUCUGGCGAUUUACCAUGUGCACCACAAAAUGACUGCCAACCAGGUGCAGAUCCCCAGGGACCGGUCCCAAUAUAAGCACAUGGGUUAAGGGUCACUAGCCAAGCAGCCCCGAAGCCCCCCUCCACAGCUGGAUCAGUUAGAGAAUCAAAAGCACUUUUCCACCUUCUACAUGGGAUAUACACCAACAUAGCUACAGCCCAACUGAACUGGGUAUCCAAGGGCUUGCUUGGCCUGCAUCCAUGCUUAAACCCAGGGGUUGGGGGAAUUCUUUUGGAUUCAUGUGUUGAGUGACAGUUGUUCUCUCCAUGUUGGAGAGUGGGAGGGAGGGAGCCAACCAGCUUUCAAGCUCUCAACCAAGAAUUCCAGACUUGCCUUUAACUCUCUCACAAGCAACACAUACUACUUGGAGGGAUAUCUAGCUCCAAAAUUUAGGGUUUGGAAAAAACUUCUCUUAGGAAAACACUUUUUAGGUUCAGAGGAGUAAGGGGGUGAUUUCCCCCCCUGAACACAGCUGGCUUACCUUAAACAGCUGUCAAUGCACACAAAAUACAACCUCAUGCUCCCUGCGGCAAGACCCCUGAAAGUGAUCCAUGCUUUUGGCUGGCAUUCUGCAUGUCUAGUGAUUGUCUUGGGAAUGUUUCACUGCUAUCUGCAUCCAGUGACUUUGCAGCACAAGACCCGUUUAAUGUAUCUAUGCAGAGUUGUUUGGACCUCAUAAAUGUGUUAGGUCCACAUAAGGAGACCUGAAGGGUCAACCAUGUGAGUUUGUUUUUCAAAAUGAAUUAAAACACUACUCUCUAA